AUGGAUAAAAUCGAGAUUGCUACCAGGAAGGCUAACAAUUUGGGUACUUUAUGGGAUUUUAUUCUAAUAGAAUUUAAUCGUGGCUAUUUUCUAGAAAAUGACGAAAAAGAAUUUUCAGACAGAAGAGAAAAAGUUUAUACUUUGAUGAAAAUACCCUUAGAAGUAGAACGAUUCAUCUUCUAUGGCAUUUGUCAGUGUGCAGAUUCAUUCCUAUUUGUUUAUACAUUUUUACCAUUGCGAGUAUUUAUAGCAUUAAAAUCAUUAGUGUGUAGUACCUUAUCAAAGUUUAUGAACAAAAAUAAUAGAAAACAGUUAUCUAGUGCGGAGAUUUGCGACUUACUAAAGAUGGCUGUACUUAUAACAUGUUAUAUUAUGUUAGUACCGUUAGAUACAUCAAUGAUAUAUCAUUUAAUUAAAAGCCAGUCGGUUAUUAAGUUGUAUAUAUUUUUUAACAUGUUAGAGGUUGGAGACAAGUUAUUUUCAUCAUUUGGCCAAGACGUUUUAGAUGCAUUGUAUUGGACUGCUACUGAACCUAAGACUAGCCAGCGUAAACAUUUUGGUGUUUUACUACAUUUUAUUAUUGCUGUGUUAUAUGUCUUGUUACAUAGUAUAAUUGUAUUAUGCCAAGCUACCACAUUGAAUGUUGCUAUUAAUUCAAGGCGCAAGGCAUUACUACCAAUCAUGAUGUCCAAUAAUUUUGUAGAAUUUAAUGGAAGUGUGUUUAAAAAAUUUAAUAAAACAACCUUGUUCCAAUUAUCAUGCAAUGAUGUCCGCGAAAGAUUUAAUCUGUUCAUAUUAUUAUUAAUGGUUGUAGUGCAGACAAUCAAAGAAUAUCAAUGGAGUAGUGAAUCAUUUUGCGAGUUAAUGCUCAACUGUAUGUAUAUUAUGAUUUUGGAAAUAAUAAUUGAUUGGACGAAACAUGCAUUCAUCACAAGAUUUAAUGAAAUUGACUUGUCAGUAUACAAUGAAUAUGUAUUAAAAUUUGCCAAUGAUACUGUAAAAUCAUAUUAUCAAAAGGCGUUCAGUGAUAACUCGGAUUUAGUGGCAAGACGAAUGGGUUUUAUUCCAAUUCCACUUGGAGUAGUUAUAAUUAAGAUUCUAACUAGAUGUAUAUCUUUCGAUAAACUAUUAUUGUCCAUAAUAAUUUUAUUGUCUAUAUUUAUAUGUCUAUUUACAUUGAAAAUUGUUAAUCUUGUAUAUAUACUAGGAAGAGCUUCCGAGUUGAUAGACCUCCACAAAACUCCUUUAAUAAAAAAUAAUCACAUUAUAAAUGACAUAAGUUGUGAAGACAAAGAAAUUACUACAAUAAGAUCACAAAACAAUGAGAAAGAUAAAAACAAUAAACCUUCACUACUGGUUGAAGUGUCGCCAUUGGGACAUAUACCAAUUAUUGUGACUAGCAAUACGGAUAUACAGGAGUCGUGCCUUAAUACACAAGUAGUAGAAGACAUAAAUUCAGAUUUGUUAUACGGUGAUUCUGAUUUAAACUUAACUAGAUUAUUUACUUGA
Messenger RNA from Rhopalosiphum maidis (corn leaf aphid), 1509 nucleotides. Its product is annotated as protein TAPT1 homolog. NCBI's taxonomy places the organism in Eukaryota, Metazoa, Arthropoda, Insecta, Hemiptera, Aphididae. The coding region runs from base 1 to 1509 and encodes 502 amino acids. The record is from RefSeq and is a predicted model, not a curated record. Gene Ontology annotation, cellular component: ciliary basal body; endoplasmic reticulum membrane. The transcript has 11 exons. Gene Ontology annotation, biological process: positive regulation of cilium assembly; maintenance of protein localization in endoplasmic reticulum.